AUGCCUAUCUUCAAGUCGAAGCAGCCUCCAAUUCAGAUGCCAUGGCAUCUCCCUGUAUGGACAUGGCUCUUCGAUUCCGAACACAGUCCUCUGCGGAACUUCAAGCCAGAAGAGGUCAAAGGAUUCACCAAUGCUGCCACCAAAGAGCAUCUGAGCUACACCGAUAUGAAAGAGCAUACCACUCACCUAUCAACGGCACUGGUCAAGAGGUACGGCCUUGAGGAAGGACAGACCGUUGCCCUGUUCUCUCCAAAUACCGUAUGGUAUCCAUGCUCCAUGUUCGGCGUGCUACGUGCCGGUGGUGUGGUCUCUGGUGCCUCCCCUGCAUACAACGUUGAAGAGAUGAGCUACGCCUUGAAGACUGCCAAUGCCAAGUUCCUCUUCACCGUUCCCAGCAGCAUGCAAGUCGCUGCAGCUGCGGCCAAGAAUGCUGGCAUCCCACAAGAGAGGGUGUUCUUACUUGAGGGCACACUAGAAGGCUUUACCACCAUGUCUGAGCUUCUGGAAAUUGGCAAGUCGUACGGCAAGACAGGCCAGAUUGAACAGUUCAAACUACCACCCGGAAAGAAGAAUAAGGAUGUCUGUGGUUUCCUGUCCUUCAGCAGUGGAACCACUGGCCUACCCAAAGCCGUCAUGAUCGCACAUUCCAACGUGAUUGCACAGUGUCUACAGAUCCAACAAAUCUCCCCUGAUACUCUCCGGCGUAUUCUGGCCGUGUUGCCUCUGUUUCAUAUCACGGGUCUCGUACAUCAGAUGCAUCUACCUGUUCUGUUGAACGCGAAUGUCUACAUGCUACCUAGUUUCUCAAUGGACUCGAUGCUCGCCACAGUGCAGGAAUACAAGCUGGAGGAAAUGCUACUAGUGCCUCCCAUCCUAAUUCGCAUGGUCCGGGAUAAAAAGACUAUCGACAAGUAUGACUUGAGCUCGAUAAAAAGGUUCUCCUCCGGUGCUGCUCCUCUGUCGGCCGAAAUCCUAGAUCUGCUCCAGAAGCAAUUUCCAGGUACGGGAUUUAAGCAAGGCUAUGGCAUGACAGAAUCAUGCUCGUGCAUCACCGCCCAUCCUCCGGAUAAAUAUGACUACAAGUAUGCCUUCCGGGUUGGCACCAUCGUGGCCUCGACCGAGGUGAAAAUCGUGGAUCCUGAAACGGGCAAGGAGUGUGGCUUGAACGAACCCGGAGAAAUCUGGGCACGCGGGCCGCAAAUCGUUAUGGGCUAUCUCAACAACAAGAAAGCAACCGAAGAAACAUUCGAUCGGGACGGUUUCCUGCACACAGGCGAUAUCGGAACUUUGGAUAAAGAAGGACUGAUCACCAUCACCGAUCGUCUGAAGGAGAUGAUUAAGGUCAAGGGCAUAGGCGUUGCGCCGGCCGAGUUGGAAGAUCUCCUUCUCGGCCACGAAGACGUCGAGGAUGUAGCUGUGCUCGGCAUUCCUGACGACUACUCGGGCGAACGGCCUAAGGCCUAUGUGGUUCUGAAUCAGUCAAAGCGCAACAAUCCCACAGAAUCCGGAAAGCGGCUGAUCAAGUAUGUCCAGGACAAGAAGGUGCGCCAUAAAUGGGUCACGGAGGUCGAGAUCAUCGAUGAGAUUCCGAAGAGCCCUUCGGGCAAGAUCCUGAGAAGGGUGCUCAGAGACAUGAAUAAGGCGGGCAAGAAGGGUGUUGUGGUGAAAGAUAGCAGGGAGAGGGCCAGGCUGUGA
Molecule: messenger RNA, 1695 nt
Organism: Exophiala aquamarina CBS 119918
Lineage: Eukaryota; Fungi; Ascomycota; Eurotiomycetes; Chaetothyriales; Herpotrichiellaceae
Exons: 2
Coding region: 1-1695 (564 amino acids)
Molecular function (GO): CoA-ligase activity
Source: RefSeq, a predicted model, not a curated record